AUGUGGGACCAGGGCACCCGAGCCAGCUUGGAGCAGGCGGCCCGCGCCAGCCUCAGCCUCCAGAGCCUGCGUGCCAAGAGUGCCUGGCCCGAGGGAAGAGAGCGACGGACGGAAGAUUCGGAUCCCUGGGCUGCGUAUUUCAACCCGGAGCUCCGAACUAGCAAGGAGGAGGCUAUGCCGGUCUGGGGCAAGCUGCCCUUACGGCUAAAGCGCGAGCGAAGUCAGAGGCCUGUGAAGGAGGGCGCGGCGGAGCUCACCACUGGGCAUAUCCCCGUCCUACGGGAUGAAUCCAUCAACUGCCUCCUCGGGGGCCCCGAUGCAACCGAUGGCUUCUAUGCCGAUGGCACCUUCGGCCGGGGUGGGCACUCCACGGAGAUUUUGCGUCGGUUGUCCGGAACAGGUCGACUUUGGUCCUUCGACGUGGACCCGAAUGCGAUUGCAGUGGGCCGGAAGCUCGAAGAGCUCGACGAGCGCUUUUCGAUGAUCCAUCGGCCCUUUGCGGAUGUCCAUAAAAGCCUUCCUGAUGGGCUAGAGCUGUCUGGGAUGCUUCUAGACAUUGGCUUCUCUUCGCCUCAGGUUGACGAUGGGGGCCGUGGCUGGAGCUGCUACCAGGAUGGCCCACUCGACCUUCGCAUGAAUUUCAAGGCAGGGAUACCUGCCUGGAAGUGGCUGCAGACGGCCACCCCUGCCGAGUUGGCAUGGGUGGUCUACGAGAACGGGGAGGAUGACGACCCGAUCCUUUGCCACCGGAUUGCUGAGGCGGCCCUCGAGCGGCAGCGGCGUUGCGGCCCGUACACCUCCACGCUCGAGCUCUCCACCUGCAUACAAGAAGAUCAGAAAGACUUGAAGGAGGGAUUUCAUGUUCAGAUCCCGGAGCUGCCACAAGUCGAGUUUGGGGGCAACGGCCAUCUUCCGAUUCUGCCAUCUGCAGCUCCUUCCCGGCUUCUACCAGAGGGCUUUAACCUCCCGAAGACAGAGCUCUUCUGGACCAAUCAACGUGGGCACAAGCUCCACAUCCGCCACUUUGAGCACGAGAACCCCUUGGCGCUGGUGGUUCUCGUUCAUGGCUAUGGCGCUCAUAUGAACAGCCCGCAUGUGUACCAGACAUCCUGUCUAUACGCGAAGUCCCUGGAGGCAGAGAUCAUGACCUUUGACAUGCAGGGCCAUGGCUACUCGGAAGGGCCGCGUGGUGCCGUGGCCAGUUUCGAUGACAUGGCCGAGGACGUAGAGUCCUUCAUGCGGCUGAUCUACACUGCGAGAGAGACCAAGGGCAAAGACUUUCACCUUUGCCCAUCAGACGCUCUUCAAAGGAUGCAAAAGCUUCCCUUCGUUUUGGGUGGUGAAAGCAUGGGAGCCGCUGUUGUUCUUCUUGCAGGCUUGCGCCUGCAGGGGAAGCCCAUCCCAGACGGGUGCUUCGGUGGGGCCAUCCUUCCUGCCCCCGCAGUGCGGGACCCGAGCACAGGCAAGGGCCCUACGCUGCUCACGCGUUCACUCUGCUCAUUGGUGAAGUUGUCCCCCGCUUUGGGUGAAGUCGGGGUGCCGAAAGCAUUUCUCCCCAAAUUCACGGGAGCAGCGAUUUUCGAAGAUGCCGCUUUGGCAGAGCACUUUGAUCGUGACAACAGCGGAUCUCAGUCAGGAUCUCUCGGAUUUCUACACGCGCCCAUGAACGCACGGACCGGCACGGCUUUCGUGGAGAUGUUCCAGAAGAUGCCUAUGGUGCUGCCCCUGGUGAAAUUCCCAGUCCUCAUCUUCCAUGAUCCGACCGACUCCAUCAUUUCCUUCCAUAAUGCCGAGUGGAUCUCGGAGCUCAUUGCGAGCACAGAUAAGAAGCUGGUACCAAUUCCUGGAGGCUUGCACGCACCGCAUUUCAACAGACUUGACGUGGUGCUGCCUCACUUCCGCGACUUCUUGCUGAGACAGGUGAAGAAGGAGACUCCAUCGGAGUCCGCUCUGGCAGAAGAAGGCCGUGCCAGUCAAGGUGCAGAUGCUGAGACGGUUUUGAUCAACGCCAUGUCCAAGUGGCCAGCACGAGAAAGGACUGCUCCUGAGGUGUCCUUGCUCUUCUUGCUUGCCUAUGCGGUCUGCUGUACUUCGCCAUUGUGGGUUUGGGCUCUGGGCGAAGGUUGGGCAGGCAUUUCCGUGCUAGCUGUCCUCGAGGCCACACUGUUCCUUCUCUUCGCGUGCACUCUGCUGGCCGCCAUGCGGAUGACUCGGCUUCUGCGUGCAAGCAACCAAAGGGCGGCCUCCCCCACGCAGAGCCCGGAGGUUGCUACCUGGCAGCACCUGGUGUGCGUGCCUGUUUACAACGAGCCAGACGAGGUGGUGCUGGCGACGCUGACCGGACUGAACAAGUCUGCAGCCGCCCCUCGAAUGCGGGUUGUCUUAGCCAUGGAGGAGGCCACUGACAGAGUUGACGAGCGCUUUGAGCGCUACAGACAAUGCCUAUGGCGCGUCCCGGAGGUCUGCCACUACGUGCACCCUGUUGGGUCGGUGCAAGGUGAAGUCCGAGGUUUGUGUUCCAACCUGGCACAUGCCAUGUCCGUUGAUGUCCCUAAGCUGGUUCAUCGGUGCAACGGCAAUGUGGAGGCGUUGUCCAGCUAUGUGUUCACCAAACUCGAUUCCCAAGUGCAUCUCCCGCCGAACUACUUCGAAGAGUUGGAGAUGUCUUGCCAGCGAGUGGGUAGCGAGGCCGUUGUAUUUCAGCCUCUCCCGGUCAAUUUUGUGAACCGACACCUUAGUCAUGGCCCCAUGCGGGCCAUUGCAGCUGCUCGGACUUUCUCCUACCCGAUUCUUUUUGCCUUGAACCUUAUGACUGUCACCUGCUACAGUGUGCCACUGCUGCAGUACAUGAAGAUGGGCUUGACUCAUGCUGGCUAUCUUGGUGAGGACAUGAUGAUGCUGGCUCAGGCGGCCUCAUCAGGUGGUGGCCGGGCUCGUAUUGUCGUGCUUCCUGUCCUGGUGGGGGUUGCACCCCCUGUGGGCACUACAUUGUGUGAGGCUAUGAGGGCAGCAGCCCAGCAGAGUUUGCGCUGGGCUGGUCAAUCGGCAGAAGUGGCCGAAUUCUGUUGGCGGUUCAAGGCUUUCGGGAGCGCUUGUCGAAAUCGGUGGUGGCUGCUGAAAUACUGGCUGAUACGGUGCUGGCUUUGUUCUGGCAUAGGGCUUUUCAGCUUCCUCCUUCUCCUGGCCGCCUACACUUUUGGUUCCAACCUACCUGACGAGCAAGCAACAGUUCUCUCCAUUAUGGAGAAGAGCAUGUCCGCACUGGUACUGACGCUCACCUUGGUGAUGCCCUUCUAUGAGCAGUACCUUGCAUCACUUGUGCUAGAUAGCACCUUGUCCGCUCCGUGGGGCCAACUUCCUGGGACCCUCUUUGGAGCUCCUGUUGGUUUUCCAUUCAGUUUUGCUUGCGACCUGCUGGCUUGGAUCAAGCUCCUAGCCUUUGGCAAGCAUGCAAUAGCAUCCUCAUCCCGAAAGAAGGUGGCUGCAUCAAAGCAGACACCUCCAUUCUCAGACGUUGGUCCAUCCACUCUUUGA
Messenger RNA from Symbiodinium sp. CCMP2456, 3534 nucleotides. The record is from the annotation of a GenBank genome assembly. NCBI's taxonomy places the organism in Eukaryota, Dinophyceae, Suessiales, Symbiodiniaceae.